Molecule: messenger RNA, 1656 nt
Organism: Mercurialis annua (annual mercury)
Lineage: Eukaryota; Viridiplantae; Streptophyta; Magnoliopsida; Malpighiales; Euphorbiaceae
Product: DNA-damage-repair/toleration protein DRT111, chloroplastic
Exons: 2
Coding region: 270-1460 (396 amino acids)
Biological process (GO): mRNA cis splicing, via spliceosome
Cellular component (GO): precatalytic spliceosome
Molecular function (GO): RNA binding
Source: RefSeq, a predicted model, not a curated record
CGUCUUUUAUAAAUCCAUAAAGUUGGCCUUAAUCGAUUUUUUUGUGCAAGUUGAGGGGGCAAAAUGAAGUUGAAAAUUUAAUUGCUGCGCAACUGAAGUGCUGUGCGUUUUGGCGAGAACGAGUCUGUCCUCAUCGCCGAUUCACCAUCACUGGUAAUUAAGCUCUCACUGUUGGUUUUCCGAUCCGUUUUUAUAAUCCUCUUCAAAUUUCAUCCAUAAACCCAAAAUCAUUAAACCCCAAUCAGAAACCCGCCGUCGCACCAAUCAAAAUGCUAGGCGGAUUAUACGGAGACUUACCGCCGCCGUCCUCAGCGGAGGACGAAAAACCUGUCACAGCCACCAACUCGUGGUCAACAAGCACCUUAAUGGCUCCACCAACACUCCGUAAACCAUCAACAGCAGCAUCACUAACACCACAAACAAUUUUAAAAUCACAAACCAGAACAAAACCGCCGCCUCCACGACCAAAAACCCUAAUUUCACCGGCUCCGAUUAUUCCAUCCAUUUCCCCAGAUCGACCGGUUCAACCACCGGCUCCUGCCGGAAUGAACUCGGUAGUAAUGGACGAGUACGAUCCGGCUAGACCUAAUGAUUACGAGGAUUAUAAACGAGAGAAAAAACGUAAAGCUGUAGAAGCAGAGAGAAUGAGAGAGUUAGAGAGGAGGAGAAUUGAAGAAGAAGAGAGGGAAAAAGAAAAGGAAAAAGAAAAAGAAAAAGAUAGGGAUAGAGUUAGGGAUAGAGAAAUUUUAGAUAGGAAUAUUUCCGGUGAGGAAGCGUGGCGAAGACGGGCUGCGAUGAGUAGUAGUAGUGGUGGUUCUGUUGCCCCUAGAUCGCCGUCUCCGCCACGUGGCGGAAAUGGUAGUGGUAAUGGUAAUGGUGAUGGGGGUGGGGGUGGUUUUAGCAUUGGGAAGUCAGAGAGCGGGGGGUUAGGAGUUGGAGCUGGAGGACAGAUGACUGCCGCACAACGUAUGAUGGCGAAAAUGGGGUGGAAGGAAGGACAAGGACUUGGGAAACAGGAACAAGGGAUUACUACGCCUUUGAUGGCGAAGAAGACCGAUAGGAGAGCUGGUGUUAUAGUUAAUGCUACUGAGACUAAGCAAGAGAAGAAGGUUAAGAGUGUUAACUUCAAUGGGACGCCUACCAGGGUUUUGUUGCUUCGGAAUAUGGUGGGUCCUGGUGAGGUAGAUGAUGAAUUAGAAGACGAGGUUGCAUCUGAGUGUGCAAAAUACGGAACAGUUACUCGAGUAAUGAUAUUUGAGAUAACAGAGCCAGAUUUCCCCAGAAUCGAGGCAGUCAGAAUUUUUAUACAGUUCGAGAGGUCAGAAGAAACAACGAAAGCACUGGUCGAUCUUGAUGGUCGGUUCUUCGGAGGAAACGUGGUUCGUGCAACAUUCUUUGAUGAAGAGAAGUUCAGUAGGAACGAAUUGGCCCCUAUACCGGGUGAAAUUCCAGGCUUUUGACGGCUACUUUAAUAGUUUUCUUAGUUCAGUAAUGAUCAUUAACAACCUUUGGUGGUCACUUGUUGAUUCAAUGAGUAAGCUGUGUUGUAAGUAGAUUCAAGUUUGGUUGGAGUGAGAAACUGUGCUCCCUAGCUGUAUGAACAAGUACAUGUAUGAUUGAAUAGUUGCAAUUAUAUGAACACGACAAUUUUUUUUC